CGGGGAGUCUUUUCAUUAGAGUCAAGGCGGCGAACGGAUAAAGCAGUUACCCUACGUACUUAUACCUAAAAAUGGUUCAAAACAACAUUAGCGCGAAUGGCUUCACGAAGUUGUCCCACGAUUUGGCAACACGAGAUACGGGACGCGUGUACUUCGAAUCUACAGUCAUGGGCCUGAUUAUAUUCUUCACAGUUUCAGGGAAUACGUUCGUGUGCUGCGCGAUUUGGAGAAAUCCCCGGCUUCGCACAAUAUCCAACAUGUUCGUUGUGGCGCUUGCAGUGAGUGACACAUCGAUGGGCGUUUUGUGCAUGCCCUUCACGUUUGGGACACUAGUAAGCGGAGGGUGGGUGUUCGGAAAGUCGUUCUGUUACGUGCACGGUUUUACAGGGAUGACCCUUGCUCUUGCUUCCAUAUACACCAUGAGUUUAAUUUCGGUGAAUCGUUACUUUUGCAUCGUAAAGCCCGCCAAAUACCAAGAGCUAUUCAAAAAGCGACGCACUGUUUUGUACAUUCUUGGUGUGUGGACCAUCGCGUUUAUUGGGUCGAUACCUCCUUUUUUUCUCGACGACGAAGGCUACGGGUUUCAGCCUGGAAAAGCAAUGUGCCUUUACAAGUUUGAGACUAACCUAACGUUUACUAUAUUCAUUGAAUGUGUGUACAUUGCUUGUCCAAUACUUCUCAUCGGCUACUGCUACUCUUCAGUCUUCAGAGAAGUUUAUCGAACUAAUAAAGUUUUCGCGCCAAAUCCGCAGAGCACAGAUCAACUUCGCGCGCACAUUCAAGAAACAAAGAUCACGAAAACUCUAGCGAUUGUUUUCCUUGGGUUUAGCCUAUGUUGGGUUCCUGCAAGCAUUAUUGACACUCUCGGAUCAUUCUCCGGGGAACCUCCGUUCGAGAGACCGGUCUAUUUGGCGUAUACAUAUCUUGCGAUGAUUUCCAGUCUUAUCAACCCAGUCAUCUAUGGCGUGACUAGCAGGGCGUUUAGACAAGAGUACAAAGCUAUGUUCAAGAUGAUAAUUAGCUGCGGGAGAGCUUCAUCUAAUCCGGGACAUUCCGGCCAGGAAAGCCAGCUGGAAUCGUGAGAAUGUCAAUUCUCCAUUUGAACUCCAAGUUCCGUUAGUAACGGGAACAAAACAAAGACUUGGUAACACAUACUUAUUAUAUUUCUUACACCUUUUUCGUGAUACUUAAGGGUAAUGGAAGGCUAGUAUAAAUCCCCUUGUAAAAAUCCCCUUUGUAAAAAGGUGUGUACAAUCAUUUUCUUUUUGUUGAUAGCAAACUCUUUGGUCAAUUAAAGUUUCAAUUUAUAUGGUAAUAAGUAGUUGGAUAAUCACUGUCGACAAAUGUGAGACUUUGGAACAAGAACUGUUGGGAGCUGAAUCUGAACCCUAUCAUUUGCGCCCUAAAUCUUUCUUUGAACAAGAAACUGUUUAUUGUAAUCAUAAAACAGAAAAAUGUGAACGGUUCUUAGAUAGAUGGCUGUUUUAAGGGGGCAAUGAUUUACAUUAUCUUUAGCCUCUGACAUAAUUUAGCGUUUUAAAAAUUAAUGAACCCUUUUUUUAAAUUGUAUGAGCUUAGGGCUAAAAGAUUAAGUAUAGCAAUUUUUUUUUAAACAAUAAAGAACUAUCCCUUUAAAUGACGAUAACAAAGGGAAGCUCAAAACGU
Molecule: messenger RNA, 1665 nt
Organism: Nematostella vectensis (starlet sea anemone)
Lineage: Eukaryota; Metazoa; Cnidaria; Anthozoa; Actiniaria; Edwardsiidae
Product: melatonin-related receptor
Exons: 1
Coding region: 72-1082 (336 amino acids)
Biological process (GO): G protein-coupled receptor signaling pathway
Cellular component (GO): membrane
Molecular function (GO): G protein-coupled receptor activity
Source: RefSeq, a predicted model, not a curated record